Trifolium pratense (red clover) is the source of this 1314-nucleotide messenger RNA. Its product is annotated as putative pectinesterase 63. The transcript is spliced from 8 exons. Bases 1 to 1314 code for a protein of 437 amino acids. NCBI's taxonomy places the organism in Eukaryota, Viridiplantae, Streptophyta, Magnoliopsida, Fabales, Fabaceae. The record is from RefSeq and is a predicted model, not a curated record. Gene Ontology annotation, molecular function: pectinesterase activity. Gene Ontology annotation, biological process: cell wall modification.
AUGAAGUGGGGUCAGGUUAAGACACUUGAGGGACAAGGAGUGCCUUUAGAUCAAGCUGAAGCAAUAACUGCUGCUGCCAUAACUAAUCAGUCAUUGGUACCAAAAGAAGAAAUGCAAGCUGAAUCCAAAAUCAAAGCAGAAGUGCAGAACUCACAGGACCUCCAAAUAAUAUUCGGCACCGGCCCUGACAUCGGACAAAGUCAGGGUAAUAUUCAAAUAGAUUAUAAGCUGAGGCAAGCGGAGAAUAACAAGGUGACUAUUAAUGUUAACCCAAAUGGUAGUGGUGAUUUCAUGACCAUUACUGAAGCUAUCAACAGCAUUCCAGCACCCAACAGCAGAAGAGUAGUUGUUUUCAUUGCGCCCGGUCUUUACAGGGAGAAAAUUGUGAUCCCUCGAGAUUUGGAUUUCAUAACAUUCUUAGGGGAUGCAACGAAGAAACCAAUUAUUACCGGAAAUGAUAGAUCAUCUACCAUUGGAAGUGAUGGCGAACCAUUGGCGACGUUCAAGAGUGCAACAGUUGCAGUAGAUGCAGACUAUUUCAUAGCUAUCAACAUUGUAUUUGAGAACACUGCAUCACCACGUAUUGGAUCGAAGGAUGAUCAAGCUGUUGCUCUUCGCGUCUCUGGAAACAAAUGUGCUUUUUACAAUAGCGACUUCUAUGGAUUUCAAGACACGUUGUACGAUCAUAAAGGCCUCCACUACUUCAAAGGUUGCAAAAUUCAAGGCACCAUUGAUUUUAUCUUUGGAAAUGGGAGGUCCCUUUACCAGGGCUGCACUAUAAAUUCCAUAGCGCAAAAUGUAAGCUUUAUCACAGCUCAAAAGCGCUCAAGUUUGACAACUGAUGAUAGUGGAUUUUCAAUAUUAAAAAGCAAAGUAAUAGGGAGUGGUAAAGUUUAUUUGGGAAGACCAUGGGGAGAUUACUCGAGAGUAAUUUUCUCUUAUACCUACAUGGACAGUCUUGUUCUCCCUCAAGGAUGGGUUGACACUAUGGACGACGGUGACCACCACUUGAGCGUAUUCUACGCAGAAUAUAAGUGUACUGGACCUGGAUCCAAUUUUGCUGGAAGACUUCCAUGGAUACAGAGAUUGUCAGACAAAGAUGCCCAAGAAUUUAUCGGGGUCCAUUUCAUUUAUGGGGAGACUUGGCUCAUUACCAGUGGUGGUGCUCGGACCCUGGUCCAAGGGAAUAGAGUGAGUGGAAAUGAUGAAGAAAAAGAAGAAGGAUUUGGAACCACAUUGCAAGAUUACAAAUGCUCAAAAUUAGGCAUGACAACAGAACAUGCGGGUACUCGCCUGAACCCACCCCGAGUUUGA